GCUGCUAGCAGUAUUAAUGCCAAGCAACAGCAUUAAUAGUUAUGUAAUUACUUAGAAAGAAAAACUGGAACUGUAUGAGCUCACCCUUACCUGCACUGAGGCCAAGAACUGAAAGAGUGAUUCAAAUUCUUCAGAAAAGGAACAGUCCUAUUCUGAAACCCAAAGGUAGGAGGACCCGCCCACUUCCCCUGGAGGACUCGUUGCUAUAGGAACCCGCAGUAACCCUUCAGAGCCAGAACAGUCCGGGGGAGGGGGAUCCUCCCAGGGAUUGGGGGAUGGUUAAAAAAAAAGGGAACGAAGAAAGGGUAAAGAUGGGGGGGGGGGGUUGAGAGGUUAAAAGACAAUGAAACCCCUUGGGUAUGACAGGGUCAGAGAAGGAGGGCUGAGGAGCCCCAAAGGAAACUCAAAACAUCAGUUAGAACAAUGUCCUGGACGCUAUAGUCACAUUAUAGUUAAAGUUUAAGUUUGAACCAUUAGAGACACUUCCCUCCCUCCCCGGUGGCAAACAAACCACCCUCUGUCGAUUCCUGUGUUUGGAAAAUGAAGCUAGACUUUUAUCCCCUCCAUUACAAACUGAAUGCUACUUCGUAAAAUUGAAAUCUUGACUUUCUUAUAUUAAACCACCGGUUCCCAAACUAUGCUUGCACAUUGGAAUCACCUAGGGACCUUUAAAAUAUACGUUGUUUUAAAUGGUCUUGGGUGUGCUACUUGAGCAUAGUUUUAAAACUCUCCAGUGGUUCUCUUCUUCAGCCAAUUUUGGGAACUACUGUACUCCGUGAUUUGGUGAGGUGGUAAAGAGUAUUUUUAGAAGAGGGGAAAAAAAGAAAAAGAAAGCACAAUUAUCUCCCUUUGUCUUUUUAAGGCUAAUAAUAGAAUUACUGGCUUUCCCCAAGCACACACAGGACAAUAGGUUUCUUGAUAAAUAGGAAUCCCCAGAAUGCUCUAACAAUACUUUGUUUGAGAUAAAAAGACUAGGCAGCAUAAUCUUUUUUCUUCCCAAGACAGCAAACACCGUUCUUACCCAAACACCAAACUUAUACACCUAUUUUAAGAGCGAAUGGGCCAUGAAUGACGCUCACAACUUGGGAGUACGAGCUCCAGCACCAGAAGAAAAACAGACCCCCAGUAGCCCACCAUCAUUCGCUGGGGUUCUGCGGCGACCAGGGCUGGGCAAGGACGGGGUGUGGGUCUCUGAAGCCCCCAAUCCGGGCCCCGCUGGCAGCGCCUCAAUAAAGUUACUCAGGGAAGUUUGUUCGCGUUUCCAAGCAGGCGCUUCCCCGGGCCAGGGGCGCGGCCCCCGCCACCUGCUCGGCGCCAAAGCUCUCCGGCCGCGCCCCCUCCCUGGACCUCCGCCACCUCCGCGGGUCGCGCACACUGCGGGCGCCCGUGUGAUCGGCUGGUGCCCGGGUGGGCUCGCUUCGCCCCCCCAACCCCCGCGUCCCUCGGCUGCAGCUGGCCCAGCCCCUCGGGCCACAGCGCCAGGACCUCUUCUCGGGCCCGGCACCAUCCCGCCUGGAACCCCUCGGGAGGGCUUUCCGCGCGGCCAGCGUUUCCCGAGCGAAGGCGGGGUAUCCGGGCACCCCGCAUCCCGGAGCCCGACGCCGACCGGCGGACCCGUCCCAGCCCAGCCGCGCACGGCCCCUUCGGCCCGGGGCCGGGAGCGCGCCCCUGGCCAGGCGGUCCGGUGCUGCGCACGCGCGGAGGCGCCCGCCCGCUCACCCGCGGCGCCCUCACUCACCGUCCGCGCUCUUCGUCACAUCUGGCGUCGCCGCCGCCUGCGGUGCUUGCUGCUCGCCGCUCGCCACCCCGGCCCGGUGCCCACUCCUCAGGCCCCGGCCCGGGCACUCGGGGAUCCAGCGCCCGGCGGGCUUGGCGGGCACCCGCACGCAGGGCACGCUCCGCGGGGCCGCGCGCGCGCGCCCGGGAGCCGGGAGGGGGUGGGGCCAAGCUGGCCACGCGCCUGGAGGCAGCCCUGGAUAAAUAAGGGGCAUGCGCACUGCCUGUCCCUUCCUGGGGUCCUGUUUCUGGGAGACUGGUGACCCUGGACCAGUGAAAGGGAGAAGAGGCAAAGAAGGCCAGGAGACCUCCCCACUGUGAGGCGCAUUCGCCCUUGUCCCACAGACUGCAGAUAAGGCGAGUGCACUACACUCUUCGGCAGUUUGGGGAAGGAGAGUUGCUGCUGGAUCAGGGUGAUGAUAAAACUUCACUGAGAAGCCUGAAAGAAUAAGAGCUGGAGUCAGAAGUUCACCUGGAGAGAAAGGUGAAUGAAUACAAAGGAAUAAGUGGAAAAAAAUUAUAUAUGUGUGUAUACAUGUGUAUACAUAUAUGUGUAUACACAUAUAUAUACACGUGUAUAUGUACAUACACACACACACAUACACACCCUGCACACCCUGUUGGGGGUUAAAACCUGAGUAUAUCAUUCAUAGAGCCGAAACGAUGGGUGGAAGAGUAGUUGAAGCUCCUCUGGAAAUCAUUUUUAACGCUUAACCUCAAAAUUUUGCUUUUUUUCGUGAGUACUUAAAAAAUGUUAAGGAUGGGGGGAGAGGGGAGGCGGUGAGCUGAUUAACUUAAAUAUAUAAAGACUGGAGACCUACAAUGUAGCAUAUAUUCUGGUACGAAGUGGUAGUGUCCUAAAUUCUAGUGUUGGCACCAGGAAUGGAAAGCACGGAAAAGUUUUCAGAGAUUGUGAAGAACAAGAUUCCCUAGCUUUUGUCACUGCCUUUUCGGGCAUACGGAGCUGUUUAUAAUGACAGACACCUACUUCAUUCAAUUAGAUCAUCAUCUUUGGUAGGUAUUUAUUAGUGGAUAAAUUAGACCUCUAAGAUAUACAGCCACAGUUACUAAAUGUUUCUUUUAACAUGAGAUGAGUCCUGGAAAAACU
Acinonyx jubatus (cheetah) is the source of this 2884-nucleotide messenger RNA. RefSeq names its product basic proline-rich protein-like. The transcript has 2 exons. The record is from RefSeq and is a predicted model, not a curated record. The coding region runs from base 1065 to 2039 and encodes 324 amino acids. NCBI's taxonomy places the organism in Eukaryota, Metazoa, Chordata, Mammalia, Carnivora, Felidae.